Oncorhynchus mykiss (rainbow trout) is the source of this 2530-nucleotide messenger RNA. The record is from RefSeq and is a predicted model, not a curated record. NCBI's taxonomy places the organism in Eukaryota, Metazoa, Chordata, Actinopteri, Salmoniformes, Salmonidae.
ACCCGCCAUCAGAAAAGUGAAAUAGAACAUAGCGCUUCAUUAUUCCCCGGAAUUUCUUUAGUUAUAAUCGCGUCGUACAUUCACUGAGACGUGAUGCCUAUAUUAUGGUGAGCGAAUGAUUAUUGUCCCCUUCAUUUCGCCGUACAUUCUCCCUCUACAACCAAAAAGAUGGCAGAAGCACCUCCAUGGCCCAGACAGUUUUUCUGUCACAGAUGUUCGGAAGAGAUCAGCCCUCGCCUCCCGGAUUACACAUGUCCACGGUGUGAAUCUGGCUUCAUCGAGGAACUGCUGGAGGAAAGAAGCAGUGAAAAUGGGUCCACAUCCACCAUCUCCAGCGGUGAUCAGAACCAACAGUCGUUAGAGAAUGUGGACUCUUCACACAUGGCUACAUUCCCAUCGGGUUACGGACAAUUUGCUCUGGGUGUCUUUGACGACUCCUUUGAUUUUGGAGCGGGGCAGGGAACAGAGGACAACCGCGACACAGAGAACCGGCGGGAACAGGAGAUGGCAUCAAGGCAGCGUUACGGCGCCAGGCAACCUCGCGGCCGCCAUGACAUCCGGGGACAGGCAGGGAGACAUGAGGGAGUGCCCACUCUAGAGGGAAUCAUUCAGCAGCUAGUGAAUGGAAUAAUCGCCCCUACGGCAAUGCCAAAUAUUGGUGUGGGACCCUGGGGCGUGCUCCACUCAAACCCCAUGGAUUAUGCCUGGGGUGCCAACGGACUAGAUGCAAUCAUUACACAGUUAUUAAAUCAAUUUGAGAACACUGGCCCUCCGCCAGCUGACAGGGACAAAAUCAAGAGCCUUCCCACAAUCCCAAUCACACAGGAGCAUGUUGUCUCAGGUCUAGAAUGUCCAGUGUGUAAAGAAGACUACAGUGCUGGAGAAAAUGUUAGGCAACUUCCAUGUAAUCAUUUGUUUCAUAAUGAUUGCAUAAUACCUUGGCUUGAACAGCACGACACAUGUCCAGUGUGCAGGAAAAGCUUGAGUGGACAGAACACCGCUAUGAAUCCUCCAGGUCUAUCAGGGAUGAACUUUGCUGCGGCCUCAUCCCCUACACCCCCGUCCUCCACUUCAACCAACAACGAGAACUCAGCCAACAACUGCUAAAAAAAAACAUUCUCCACCUCACACCACCCUGUGAACUGCCCUGAGUGGGUGCCAGUCUCUGGCUGUAGAGGGGAACUAAGAGCACACCCCCAGUCUCAUUCUCACUUGGAGCGCUGUCUCACACUGGACUGGAGCCAGCAGGAAUCCAAUCAAAUGAAAGUCGAUGCGUUUCUUCCCCACCUGAGGCUCUCCUCAAGCCUUCAGGAAUGGUGCGCCUUGCCGGGUGGUUGACCCCCUGCCUGGGGGAGAAUAGGAACAUUAGGGGGGGGGGGGGGGGGGUCACUCUGGAAACCUCAUCAUGCAACAACAGAUCAAGCCAGUUAGUCCUGCAUUCUGAGGGCAGACAAGGGUGGGAGGUUUUUCUGGUCUCUUACCAAGACAGAGUUGUUUUACAAUGAGAGGUAUAUUCAUUUUAAUACUUUGGAUGCACAGCAAUUUGUGAAAAAGGAUAAAUAUAUUGCAUUCACUUUUUUUUAAUUUUUAAGUAGCAUCCAUAUCUGUACAGUUGUAGGCCUCAAAAUGGAACUUUCAGGAGUGGAGGAGAAAGGAGGCUAAGUAUAGGAUGUCUACUUGGUUUGGAUUCUGCAUCUUGUUUCCAUGGAUUGGAAACAUCUUAUCAAAUUUUAAGUGUAAGUUUUUUUUUAAACAAAAGUACGUAUGAAUUUAUCAUUCAUACUUUAAAAAAACAAACCAUUUUCUCAAACAAUAACAACGCUACAUAAACAAAAGACCAAUAAACCGAUGCACACACAUUUCAACCAACAUCGACGACAUUACACCUGUUCCCACCGCAACCAUACACAUGACGUAUGUCUCAACCAUACACAUCACGUAUAUAUCUCAACUACACUCCCCCUUCAUCCCCUGGAACUUUCCAGUGCUUGUAGCACUAUGCCAUAUGGCCUCAAAUUGCACUGUUCUGAUUCUUUGUAGCCCACACCUUUUUAAAAUAUUUAAAUAAUUUGAUUCAUCCACUGUUGUAGUGAUGGAGGAUAAUUUUAUUUCCAGUUUGAGUAUAAGUAUGGUCCACCUGAUUUGGGUAUCUCAGUUUCUUACUGACUUAAGUUGCACUGAUAUCAUUGUUUUGCUCUUUCAAUUAAGAAACAAACUACAUUUGGCUUGGGGCUUUUUGGAAAAUUUAUUUGGAUGCUGGAUUGUCAAAUGUUACUGAAUUCCUUUAACUACAGAGGGAAAAUCCAUUGUAGUUAACCUUCUAGACAUUCUAACUCAGCCUUUUCUUAUUCAAUCAUACAUAAUCAGUGAGUUUCAGUGCAUUUUUUUUUAUACAUGAAGUUAAAUGUGAAAAAAAUCACAAAAUAAAAUUAAGUGAAAUAUUGAUUUGCAGAUUAUGUAAACCCCUGAACAAAACAAUCAAUUUGAAAAUAAAGAUGUUUUGGGUGCUACCGCUCAAUAUUCAAGUGAA